Molecule: messenger RNA, 752 nt
Organism: Setaria italica (foxtail millet)
Lineage: Eukaryota; Viridiplantae; Streptophyta; Magnoliopsida; Poales; Poaceae
Exons: 1
Coding region: 159-491 (110 amino acids)
Source: RefSeq, a predicted model, not a curated record
CCGCCACCCCUCCCAUUCUCCAACUCCAACCCAAACCACUUCCACUUGAACAUCUUCCCAAAUCGAAGCACCCAUCAGCGCGCGAACUCUCCAAGGGCAGAGCAAAGGCGACCGACCGAUCGAUCAAAUCUAUCAAUCCGGCACUGACGAGGAGAUCCAUGGACGCGGGAGCGGAGGCGGCGUCGUCGUCCCCGUCGAAGCUGGGGCACAGGCUGCGGACCACGGUGUGCUGCUGCUUCGGCGGCGGCUCCGGCGCGGGGCCCGAGAGGGUGAGGUGGCGGCGGAGGGGCGCGGCGGCGGGGGAGUUCCGGUACGACGCGCUGAGCUACGCGCUCAACUUCGACGAGGGCGGCGGCGACGAUGACGAAGCGUGCGCCGCCGACCCCGCCGCGGCCUUCCGGUACCGGAACUUCAACGCGCGCCUGCCGCCCUCGCCGGCCGCCGCCGCCGCGCGGACCCACCAGCGGGCCACGGCCAUCGCCAUCGCGUAGGAGGACUAAUCGAAGAUCGCUGCUCUGUGACCUUUUUUGGGGGGUUUCCUCUUGUAAUUGAAAUUGUAUGAUCCGGUGAGAGCUCUGUGCAGCGAGAUACUUCAGUGAUGAAUUGUGGUAUACUAGUAAUAGUAAUAGUAGCAUCAACGAAUGCUCCAAUGCGACGGGUUUCCACUUUCCACUACUGAUGAACCCUAGAAAUUGGGGGCUUUGAUUCGCCGACAACAUCCAAAGAAAAGUUCCCCUUUUGGCUUCUGUUAA